GCAAGAAUUUUUCUCGCUUUUCGUCAAUUUCAUUAAACUUGUUUUCAAAAUGUCUAAGCUCAAAAUUUAUAUCAAAAAUAUGCGAAUAUUUAUGCGUAGUGCGAUGUUCUCGCGAUGUAGAAAUGUCACGCAAGCAUUCACUGAAUUCUGAACGCACUUCAACAGACAUUCUUUCUCGAACAUAUGGAGCUUGUUAGGCCAGCAAGGUCAACUUUGAACGCAUGAAACGUGGCACUUCCAGAGAAGAAAUCCCGGGGAUGUAAUUGUAGCGCAUUUGUUUUCACAUUGAAUUUUGCAUGGUAAAAGAAGCGGCAGGAUAUAGGCACCGCCAAAACAAUAAGCUAAUUGCUAUUUGUAUUGCCCCUUUUGGUGCAUUUCAGGCGUAUAAUUAUUUUGUCAACACCGUGACAACACGCUCAAGUCACGUGACAAUGCAGCUUCGUAAACAUCCCUUUGUUGACGUUUUGUCACAUGAUACUGCUGGAACUAUUACCGGAAGGGAAUAUUUUUUUUUUUUUCAUUCGCGCGCAGUUUCGAGGCGUAUAGAGAACUUUUGCCGGCUUUUGCCUGCCAAGAAGCACCUCUUCGCAGAACAAGAAAAUGCUGUCCACCAUGCAAAAGGUGUGCUCUAUCUCAGCUCGCUGUCUUCGUCCAGUGGUGAAUUCGACGAGUAUUUUGACGCGAAAUGCUCACCAAGCUAAAGCCCAGACACCUUCAACGACUGGAAGUCCGAGCUCCGGCGAUUACGAUUUGAAGCUUGUAAACGGUUCUGUUUUGAAGAAUCCACGUUCAGAAUACAGAAUGGUGCGCCAGUACCAAGGAAAGAUUAAAGGGGUCAUCUUGGACUGGGCUGGUACUGUUGUGGACUGUGGUGUAUACUCGCCAGCUGUAGCUUUUUCGGAAGUUUUCAAAAAUGAGGGAGUCCCAAUCACAAUGGAAGAGGCAAGGGAGCCCAUGGGAACUCACAAGAAAGUGCACAUCUAUAAGGUCACACAAAUGGAGUCUGUGAGGAGAAGAUGGUUUGAAACGUUUGGCCGCUACCCCAACGACCAAGAUGUGGAUAGGAUGUAUGCCAACUUUGUUCCGUUGCAAAUAGCAUGUAUUGCGGAGCAUUCUCAAAUGAUCACUGGGGCUGUUGACACUGUAAAUUUCCUGCGUCACAAUAUGGGCCUAAAGAUAGGUUCAACAACUGGCUUCACCACACCCAUGAUGGAUGUUCUGAAACCAGCUGCUUCGGAUCAAGGCUACACCCCUGAUGUGUAUGUUGCUGCUGAUCAAGUACCUCAAGCCCGCCCAUACCCUUACAUGGUUUGGAUGAAUGCUAUUCAGCUGGAUGUUAAUCCCAUUGAGGCUCUUGUGAAGGUAGAUGAUACAGCAGAUGGUGUGAAGGAAGGAACAUCAGCUGGCUGCUGGAGUGUGGGCCUUGCCAAGACCGGGAAUUAUGUAGCCUUGAGUGAAGAAGAAAUAGCUGCUCUGAGUGAAGAAGACUAUGAAAGAAGGCUUGCCAGGUCUUACGAUAUUCUUGCUAAUGCUGGAGCUCAUUAUGUCAUUGAUACCAUCAAUGACUUGCCACCUGUGAUUGAAGACAUUAACCGACGUCUUGCUGCUGGAGAAAAGCCUUAAACAUGCAAUGACAUUUAACAUCUUUUGGUUACAAACAAGUUUUCAGCUAUCCUGAAUCACAACUUUUGUACUAGGGUGUUGGUGCUAAGUGCAUGUAUACUAAAUUUGGUUUCUUGUUCUUUUUAAAGCUUUUAAUUGACUUAGUGCUAGACAUGCCAUAAAUGCAGUGCACUGUAGUUCAUUUAUUGUGUUUUAAUACCCCGGUAGUUCACCACACAGCCUAUAAUAAAUUGCUUAUUACUGG
Molecule: messenger RNA, 1867 nt
Organism: Orbicella faveolata
Lineage: Eukaryota; Metazoa; Cnidaria; Anthozoa; Scleractinia; Merulinidae
Biological process (GO): DNA repair; dephosphorylation; organic phosphonate catabolic process
Cellular component (GO): cytosol
Molecular function (GO): phosphonoacetaldehyde hydrolase activity; phosphoglycolate phosphatase activity
Source: RefSeq, a predicted model, not a curated record